AGUCGGCCGGCGCCGGGCACGCAGCGAACACGUCCCACACUAUGGCCGCCAACGGGUCCGCGGCGAUCGCGCCGCGACUCUGCCACGUGCGGAAGGUGCCCGACUUCGACGGGUACGGAUUCAACCUGCACGCGGAGAAGGGCAAGCCGGGCCAGUACAUCGGGAAGGUGGACGACGGCAGCCCGGCGGAGCGCGCGGGGCUGCGGCGCGGAGACCGCAUCCUGGAGGUCAACGGCAGCUCCAUCGCCGACGAGAGCCACAAGCAGGUGGUCGCGCGCAUCAAGGAGCGGCCCGACGACGCCGAGCUGCUGGUGGUGGCGCCGGCGCCGGGCGAGCAGCUGCCCGACCUGGAGGCGCCCGCGCCCGCGCCCGGCCGCGCCAGCCCGCCGCCGGAGCCCGCCGCCGACACCAAGCUCAACCUGCACAUGACCGCGGCGGAGAUGCGCGCGCACCUCGCCGCCAAGAAGAAGUUCGACCCCAAGAAGGUGCCCAUGGACCUCAAGUCCAAGUUCGACAUCGUCAAGAAACUGUGAGUGUUUGAUGUGAGUGAGCCGGAUGUCGGCGGUGUUGAGUGUUGCCGUCUCUCUCGCUCGUCGCCUACACCUGUGUUUUGGAUUUCCCUCCGUGCGACAGGGACGGAGCAUAUUACCACAUUCCGAUGUAAACGUUGUGCCUUCCACGAAUUGCCAUUGAAUAAUGUUGUACAUAGAUACUGUUAUUGUGUACCUAUUUAUAUGUAUGAGACGCGGAUUAAAUUUUAAUAAAUUGAUUAUCUAAAUGUGUAGUUUAGAGAUACUUAUAAUAAGUGCAAUUUUAUUGUUGUAUUACCAAUAAAUGAUAAUAAUAUAAUUGAA
Molecule: messenger RNA, 854 nt
Organism: Pectinophora gossypiella (pink bollworm)
Lineage: Eukaryota; Metazoa; Arthropoda; Insecta; Lepidoptera; Gelechiidae
Product: Na(+)/H(+) exchange regulatory cofactor NHE-RF1
Exons: 1
Coding region: 42-533 (163 amino acids)
Biological process (GO): protein localization to plasma membrane
Cellular component (GO): apical plasma membrane
Molecular function (GO): protein-membrane adaptor activity; protein binding
Source: RefSeq, a predicted model, not a curated record